ACGACAGCUGUGCUCGCGCAAUGUUUUUGUGACUUUUGCAGUCUGUACCCGGUACCAUGGCGUCUGGCGAGGAGGACGGAACUGUUGAGGAGAAAGAAACCAACAACAAGAAGCGGACGAAAGGCGCCAUCGUAACGGCAUGGCUCACGUUCUAUAAUAUCGCCAUGACAGCCGGGUGGCUUGUACUGACUGUUGCCAUAGUUAAGUAUUACCUACAGAAAGGCACCCAUAAAGGCUUAUACAGAAAUAUAGCAAGGACACUCAAAUUUUUCCAGACAUUUGCACUACUGGAGGUCGGCCACUGUGCUAUUGGAAUUGUGCGGACAUCUGUAAUUGUGACUGGGGUCCAAGUGUGUUCUCGGAUAUUCAUGGUUUGGUUUAUUACAAACAGCAUCAGACAGAUUCAGAACGAGGAGAGUGUGAUCUUGUUUGUAGUGGUAUGGACAGUUACAGAGAUCACUCGCUACUCUUUUUACACGUUCAACCUGCUCAACCAUCUGCCAUACUUCAUCAAGUGGGCCAGGUAUAACAUGUUUAUUGUCAUGUACCCAUUGGGAGUAGUUGGUGAACUGCUGACCAUACAUGCUGCCUUACCAUAUGUUCGAAGAUCGGGAAUGUACUCCCUUAGGCUCCCCAACAAAUACAACGUGUCCUUUGACUAUUACUACUUCUUGAUCAUUGUCAUGCUGUCCUACAUCCCGUUGUUUCCUCAGCUCUACUUCCACAUGCUACGUCAAAGGAGGAGAGUACUUCAUGGAGAGAUCAUAGUAGAGAAAGACGAGUAGAAUGAAACCUGUAAAAAAAAAAGUUUUUUUUAAAUACAGGUAGCCAUUAUUUUUUGAGAAAACUUUAUACAUAACUCUAUGGUCAAAAUAAAAAACUAAAAACAUUAAAUAUACUAUAAUUUCUACAGAUAUUAGUUACAUAAAUUUCUAGCAAAGCCUGUUCUUAAGGUUCACCACCUUUUGUAGUUUAAUUAAAGAAAGCUAUGCCUACAUCCUCAAAGAACUUUGAACCAAAGUACAAGGACACCUCAGUGUUAUGGGUAAUCAACUCGACUGACAAAAUACACAGCAUUGUUUUUUACCAAUAUUUUAUCUCCCAGAUUUUCAUUCACAGAGAACAGGUAUUAGAAAAGCACUGUGCUUUAAAUAAACAAUAUAAAUGCAUUAAUAUACAUCUUCAGUGGGUUAAUCUGCUCAGUAUUUAUGAAAGUAUUGUCAUAAUAUUUUUGUCAUGUUAAUAUGUUUAACAUGCUAGAUGAAAAAUCUUAAGCGUGUGAUCUUUUUAUCCCUAAUUAAUCGUAAGAACGUUUUGAUUUCAGCAUAAAACUGUACUCUAGCCAAGUGCAACAUGAUAAAGCAACAAGUGAUCAAAGCUCAUACAUGUUAGUUUUUGUCCAAAACAACUGAGACUGUGAAAAACAUUUGGUACAUUGUUUAGCUUAUAUUUUUGUGACGUCGCUCUGACAUCUCAUUAGUCCAAAAACUCAUUCACAUAAUUUAGGCGUAACUUUGUCCCAACAUGCAGCAGUUUUGGAUUAAGUUUGGACAGAAAAUGACUUUGUUGCUUUGUUUGGGGUAUAUUUGUUACACUUCAGUGUGCACUAUAAUUUUUUCAUGCUGCUUCAGUGUUUACAAUCCAAACUAGAGUAUAAAAGCUAGUACAAGUAGUCUGUACAGAAUAGUGCUCUAGAAACAUUUAGCACAUGUUAGGUUAAUCCAAUACUAGAGUGAUGCAAGAAAAACCUCAUCAUUCGACUUUCAGACUUUGUGUUGUUGUUGCUGUUAUUUAUUUGUCUUUUGUUUGUUUUUUAAGAAACUUGAGUUCACAUGCUCUCUUUUUUUGAGUUGAUUCCCUCUCUACGGUGCUACAUUUUUUUAUUCUUCUGUGCAGCUGAGAAGAGAAAGAUUUGUCAUCAUUAGAGUAUUCAAAAUUACACUGUAAUUUUAUUCAACACCUGGUAAUUGUACUGAAUGAAUAAAGAUCUUUAAGAAUGAAAAUAACAAUCAAAAGAACUGGCAAUAUUUACUCGGGCAUUAGUAUUGCUCACAUUGGUAAAUGUUUAUACUGUAAGCACUUUCUAAAAAAGUUUUGUUAAGUUCAUCAUAUUGAGAUUAUGAUAAUUGAGUAUAUGACAUAAACACUAGACAGUAAUUGGCAAUUUCUUGCAAACUCAGAUAUUGCCUUUUGUACACAAACUUAAAAAAAUGUCUUGUUAAAAUGCAGUUCAACUCUAAAUGCAGAACUGCAUUUAAAAUUGACAUUUAAAAUGCAGAAUUGCAAUAAAGUCACCUGUAAAGCUGCAUUUGCACUAUUUUCCCCUCUAGAAACAAUUACUGUCUAAAUGCGGCUGAAUGUGACUUAAUAUUUAAAUAAAUACUGAAAGGCAUGUUAUGUCUGUGCUUGUGUCUGGAUUAAAAUGUCAAUAAACUUUACAAAAAAAAAAUUAUUUUAUACAGUUGUGUCAAAACAAGAUGUAGAACAUCUUGUACAUAUAUAAAAAGAAAUGUCAAGUAUUUAGUAGACCCUCAGUAGUUGAGGCACCUAUGGCCAUUAUAGUUAUUUAUUUAUUUGUAGAUGGCAGUAUAGCAGCAAAACAAGUUGGUUUCAAUUUGACAUCAGGAGAAAUGUAUACAAUAAAAAUAAUAAUUAUUAGAAUAUUACUAUAAUAAUUAUUAUUCAAUAAUACAUCUAUUUAUAAUUUUUACUAAUGAAUUGAUUUAGUACAAUUAUCAUUUUAAUCAAUGGAGGCAAAGGUUUAGCCACAGUUCAAUAGUGUAAACUUCAAAUCUAUGCGAAUUAAUUGAAAACAAACUAAUAGUAAAAUGAUUGUGACCCUGCAAGCAAAAGAAAGUAAAGUCAAUAUAUGAAGGAAAUUAUAUGUGAAUAUAUAUCUUGCACACUAGAAAAUAAUAUGGCAAUAUGGUAAACAACACUAUACAGCAGGUCAUAUAAUACAUUCACUAAAAGACAAUAUACUAUAAGAAAAUAUACUUUACAUUUGCAUAUUAAUCAGUAAUAAUAUUUAAAUGAAUUAAAAACUGAAUAAAUAUUACACACUUUCGUGAAAUAAAUGAAUCAAAUGAUGAGCUCACAAAUCUGGCAGCAACAAAUGUAUCAAAACAAAAUCCUGUAUUUUUGUAUUUUAAAAUACUUUUAAAGGGAGCAUGAAAUGUCUUCGCAAACCUUCCAUCAAUGGGCCUGUUGAAUCAAUCCUUUCACCAUUAAACUGACUUAGUGAUGUAAACAGUGUUUGAUAACAACAAAUUUUUUCUGCCACUUCGUUCACCUGAAGGAAAAGUUGUGGCCAAAUGGUUAAUGAGUUGAACUUGUAACCCAAAGGUUGCUUGUGUUUCUCUUUGAGUUUAGUAUAAAUUUUGCUCAAAUUUCAUAUAGAAAUUCCCGUAAAUCAAUUGAUGCAGAUAAUGAGUCAGAACAUAGUAAAUGUUGAUUAUGUCUCCACCCAUCUCUCUUCAAUGACUAUUCAACCUAUUAACAAUCUUAUAUUUAAAGGCGUGACAGGAGUUCAUUUUAAUUUUUGUUAACGGAAUUUGCAAUUAAACUCUUCUACACUCGAUGUAAAAACAUGAUUUCUGAAAACUUAAAAACUUCACGACAUAAAAAUAUGAUAUCUAAAAAUAUCUGUUUUUGUUUUUGACCUGUCUGUAUAGACUGGAGUUUUAUUAAAUGUUUGUGUUUCAUAUAUUGUGACAUUUUGACAUCUUUUGGCAGACAUCUAUCAUCUUCAUUAACUAUACAGUGCACCUUCAGACCAGCUACUGGCAUUUGAAACCAAUUAAGUAUUGUAGGUAUCAUCAGUAUAGGACUUAUUUUAAUGUUUGUCUUAUUUUCAUGCCAUCUACAUCAGUAAUCCAUCCAUUAUUUGUACAGUAUACUCAUUCUCCCAAGAUCUUUUCAGUUCUUCUUUGGAAGAAUCUCAGUUUACCCUCUUAAAACACACAAUCGUUAGGUGUUUUAUAUUUCUAAAGUUCCCCUGCAUUUCCGCCUGCAGCAGACUGAGAUUAAUGAUAUUUUGAAGCUCCACAUCCUGUUCUUAAGGAAUGAUAUUUUAAUCCAUCUCAUUUAUUAAGCAAAUAUGCUGAAUUGUACACUACAGCAAUUAUAUAUUUAUGGUCUUAGCAUUGCUCAGCUAUUUUCAAUAGUUGUUGACUUGCUCCUGAAUAUACCCUCACCAUUUGUCUAUUAUUUUCUUUAGGCAUAAUUUCCAUCUAUACUCGAAUCAUUGCCCACCUACUUAAAUUUUCUGUUCUUUUUAAGUUUUCUGUUCUGAUGUCAAGCUUAGGCAAAAAAUGAUCAGUAUUGUAUUUAAAUUAAAUCUAUUUAUUUAAAUAUAUAUCUUCUGUAAGGUAAGAGUUCUAUUCAUGGAACUCACCUCAGUCACUGUCAUUAGUUUUCUUAACGCUGUUAUUAACUUAAAAAAAUUUAUUUAAUUUAAUAUGCACAUUACAGAGGGGUGCAAUUUAUGGCAGGGGUGCAUUUCUUGGCACAACACUGGUUCAUCUGUUAUUUCUCUCUAUAAGUUAAGUCUAUAAUGCAUAAUUCUAGCCAAGAUCGUUUAUUGCAACUAUCUGGGAAUUCCUGUUUAGAACUUUAAAAGACAUGGUGCAACGCGGUGGCUCGGUUUUUCUCAUUCAGUGUGUGACAGUGUAUGUGACUUGAUCGUACAGGUGCGGAUACAUCUGUACCAGAUCUGCUUCUCAUGCCUCCAGUGUUGUUAAGUUGGUGUUGUUGUGUUGGAUAUCUACAUCCAUGUAUACUAGAUAUGAGAUUUAAUCACACAUGAAAGUCAGAAUUCUAGAACAUACCCACUGAUUGCAUAAUCGUCACAGUCAAACUGUGGAAAUGAACUGAAAAGGAAUUUUGUCUUGUCCAGAUUUACAUCAUUUCGGUUUCUUGUCUAAUUUGUUUGAAGUAUAUACUGGGGCCUAUAUACAUAUACAUAUGUCAUUGUGCUGUUAAAGGAUUAGUUCACCCAAAAUUAAAAUUUGUCCAUGAUUUACUCA
Messenger RNA from Danio aesculapii, 5027 nucleotides. It is a transcript of the gene hacd1, whose product is annotated as 3-hydroxyacyl-CoA dehydratase 1. The transcript has 7 exons. Lineage: Eukaryota; Metazoa; Chordata; Actinopteri; Cypriniformes; Danionidae. Gene Ontology annotation, molecular function: 3-hydroxyacyl-CoA dehydratase activity. Gene Ontology annotation, biological process: sphingolipid biosynthetic process; very long-chain fatty acid biosynthetic process; fatty acid elongation. Gene Ontology annotation, cellular component: endoplasmic reticulum membrane. The record is from RefSeq and is a predicted model, not a curated record. Bases 57 to 785 code for a protein of 242 amino acids.